This is a messenger RNA of Trichomycterus rosablanca, 2765 nucleotides long. RefSeq names its product electrogenic aspartate/glutamate antiporter SLC25A12, mitochondrial-like. Gene Ontology annotation, biological process: malate-aspartate shuttle; aspartate transmembrane transport; L-glutamate transmembrane transport. The record is from RefSeq and is a predicted model, not a curated record. The transcript is spliced from 18 exons. Gene Ontology annotation, molecular function: L-glutamate transmembrane transporter activity; L-aspartate transmembrane transporter activity; calcium ion binding. NCBI's taxonomy places the organism in Eukaryota, Metazoa, Chordata, Actinopteri, Siluriformes, Trichomycteridae. The coding region runs from base 13 to 2055 and encodes 680 amino acids.
GUCACGUACAGCAUGGCGGCCAAGGUGCAGUCAACUAAACGGGCCAACCCCACCGAACUAAAAGAAUUAUUCCUAAAGCAUGCAAGUGUGGUGGAUAAGGAUGGAGAGCAUUACAUGACCCCUGCUGAUUUUGUGCAGAAUUAUUUGGGCCUCCAUACACAAGCCAACCACAAUCCCAACACUGUACAACUCAUUGCUGGGGUUGCAGACACCACUAAAGAUGGACUAAUCUCUUUUCAGGAGUUUCUAGCCUUUGAAUCAGUACUUUGUGCACCAGAUGCCCUUAACCUAGUUGCUUUUCAGUUAUUUGACAAGACUGGGACUGGAGAUAUAUCUUUUGAGAAUGUACGAGAUAUCUUCAGCCAGACGACCGUGCACCAUCAUAUCCCCUUUAACUGGAACUGUGAAUUCAUCCACCUGCACUUUGGCCAAGACCUCAAAAAACAUCUCAACUACUUAGAGUUCACCCAGUUCCUCCAGGAGCUGCAGUUGGAACAUGCCCGCCAAGCUUUUGCUCAAAAGGACCAGGGGAAGAGUGGGAUGAUCUCGGCUUUAGAUUUCAGUGAUAUCAUGGCCACCAUCCGCCAUCAUAUGCUCACGCCAUUUGUCGAGGAAAACCUUGUUUCGGUUGUGGGGGGAGGCACGUCUCAUGUGGUAAGCUUCUCCUACUUCAAUGCCUUCAACUCCCUCCUUAACAAUAUGGAGCUGAUUCGGAAGAUCUACAGCACGUUAGCCGGCACACACAAGGACACACUCGUCACCAAAGAGGAAUUUGUUACUGCUGCCAAUAGGUUUGGUCAGAUCAAUCCAUUAGAGGUGGACAUCCUGUACCAGCUCUCUGGCCUUCACACUCACUCAGGACGGCUUAACUUGUUGGACAUUGAGAGGAUAGCUCCUCUGGAAGAGGGUGCUCUGCCUUACCACCUAGCUGAAGUGCAAAGACAGCGCACAGACAGCUCGAGGCCAGUCUGGCUCCAGGCUGCUGAAUCUGCCUACCGCUUCACUUUGGGCUCCAUCGCGGGAGCGACGGGUGCAACGGCUGUGUACCCCAUAGACCUGGUAAAGACACGAAUGCAGAACCAGAGAUCCACCGGCUCUUUUGUCGGAGAGCUUAUGUAUAAGAACAGCUUUGACUGUGCCAAGAAGGUGCUGCGAUAUGAGGGAGUCUUUGGCUUCUACAGAGGUCUUCUACCACAGCUAAUCGGAGUGGCUCCCGAGAAGGCUAUCAAACUCACUGUUAAUGACUUUGUGCGAGAUAAAUUCACUGAUAUAGAUGGUACCAUUCCACUGGCUGCAGAGGUGCUGGCAGGAGGCUGUGCCGGGGGGUCUCAGGUGAUCUUCACCAACCCUUUGGAGAUUGUGAAGAUCCGUCUGCAGGUGGCAGGUGAGAUAACAACAGGACCGCGGGUCAGUGCUCUCAAUGUGAUGCGAGAUCUCGGAUUUUUCGGCCUUUACAAGGGAGCGAAGGCCUGCUUUUUGAGAGACAUUCCUUUCUCUGCCAUCUACUUUCCUGUAUACGCUCAUGCCAAGACAAAGCUGGCUGAUGAUGAGGGCAGACUUGGGGCAUUGCAGCUCCUCACCGCUGGUGCUAUUGCAGGUGUCCCUGCUGCCUCUUUGGUGACUCCUGCUGAUGUGAUCAAAACGCGUCUGCAGGUGGCAGCCCGAGCGGGACAGACCACAUACAGCGGCGUGAUCGACUGCUUUAGGAAAAUUCUCAGAGAAGAGGGAUUCAGAGCGUUUUGGAAAGGAGCAGGAGCGCGUGUUUGUAGGUCCUCCCCUCAGUUCGGUGUUACCCUGGUCACCUACGAGCUCCUGCAGAGGUGGUUCUAUGUCGACUUUGGAGGACACCGUCCUGCAGGAUCGGAGCCCACGCCGAAAUCUCGAAUCUCUGAGCUUCCUCCCCUGAGAGAAGAGCACAUCGGAGGUUACCAACUGGCUGCUGCUACAUUUGCAGGUGUAGAGAACAAGUUUGGUCUGCAUCUGCCCAAGUUCAAACCAUCAGGCAGUGUGACAGUAAAAGCGGCUCCUACAGAGCACACGGCCGAGACCUUAUAAAAGUCCAUUCACCCUCGCUGUCUGUCUACUGCUGUUUUCUCUCAACUCAGUUCAGGGUGUUUAUAUGCAGUGACACUGCAAUGCAUUUCAACCCUGUCCAUACUGCUGCAUGAAUAGCGCUCUGUUUAUUUAUUACCGUGUGGCUUGCACUGGUGUAUGAUGGUAAAUGAAAAGAACUGCCAAGGUAACGUGUGCAAAUUGAUUUUUGUUCCGCCUUUACAACUAUAGCAACACAUUAGUAACCGAAUCGAACGCUGAUGUAACACAGACGACGUGUGUGGGGAUGAUUAUGCAUUUGAUUGUAUUUAUUUAAAAUAAAUUGAGUUUUAUUUUAAACGUGUGCAUUUUUUAGGUAUUAUUUGAAACACAAAGGACAAAAUUCCUAAAUGUCUAAGAUAUAACUAACUUUAUAUAACUGAAACAUUAAGCAGUCCAGUUCUACAUGCGUCUUGGGUUUAUUUCUGUAGUAUAUUCACCAGAGGUAAAGUUGUAGCCUAGUAGACAGAGCUUUGGGCUAUCAAUCGGAACAUGUUGGGCCCCUGAGCAAGGCCCUUAACCCUGUCUGCUCCAGGGGCGCCGUACAAUGACUGACCCUGCACUCUGACCUCAGCUUUCCAACAAGCUGGGAAAUGCAGAAAAAGAAUUUCAUUGUGCUGUACUCAUGUAUCUGUAUAUAUGACAAAUAAAGGCAUUCUUCAUUCUUCUAAAAA